Messenger RNA from Pimephales promelas (fathead minnow), 1447 nucleotides. The record is from RefSeq and is a predicted model, not a curated record. Lineage: Eukaryota; Metazoa; Chordata; Actinopteri; Cypriniformes; Leuciscidae.
CGCAGAGAGUGAUGCUGCAUCAUCUUCACUCCUAAACCCUUCCAACACGCAAAACCAUGGAUUAUUGCAAAGGAUCACGCACUGGAUUUUCUUCUUAACAGCUGGGAUUACCGACCAACCCAAUUGUAGAAACAUUUGCUUUGAACUGUUUUCGACUGUUUUCUUUUAAAACUAUAGAUUCUGGUUCGAUUUGGUCGUCAAAAGUUGGAUUCAAACCGCCGCUGAACUUGUAUGGAACUUUGGAACGGCCAAACAGAAAAAAACAAACAUUUAUUCUAUAAUGUUUUUGCAGAAUUUAAACAGCAACUUCCGUUUGUAUACACGCUUUUUUCAGGCGAUGAAACAAGCGCCCCAGUCCAUACGCUGCUGAGCAAACCAUACUCUCUGGUGUGCGCGUGCUAGUUCCUCCUCGGAUAUUUCACCGUACUUUCGUUCAUUCAUUUUUUCGCAGAAGACGUGGAUUUUGAAAAUGUAAGGUACCUGCUCGAAUUACUAGAAAUGCUAUUGUUUUGCCAUUUAAUGUGCAUUGUCCAUCGUCUGUAUUUACUGAACCGUUUCCUAAGCUGUAGAGCGAACUUUUCCGCCUUUCCCACCCUCGGAAAUUUUGUCACCCAUGACUGAAACCAUGGCGUUGAGUGGAAACUCUAAAGCUAAAGACAACAGUUUUCCAGAUGUUAUCGAACUAAACGUCGGGGGGCAGGUGUAUUAUACCCGACACGUCACGUUAAUAAGCAAUCCUGGCUCCCUUUUGGGGAAAAUAUUCUCUCCUAAAAAUAACGCAUCGAAUGAUCUCGCCAGGGACCCCAAAGGUCGUUAUUUCAUCGACCGGGAUGGGUUUUUGUUCAGAUAUGUGUUAGACUACCUCAGAGACAAGCAAGUUGUCCUCCCCGACCACUUCCCCGAGAAGGGGAGGCUGAGGAAAGAAGCGGAGUACUUUCAAUUGCCUGAUUUGGUGAAACUCUUAAGCCCGGACGACUUGAAGCCCAGUCCUGACGAAUACAUCCACAGUGAUUACGAGGAUGGGUCUCAAGGAAGCGACCAGAGAAUGUGCCCUCCGCCCUCGCUCGUUCCCGCCGACAGAAAAAGCGGGUUCAUAACCGUCGGAUAUCGCGGAUCUUGUACAAUGGGGAGGGAGAGUCAAACCGAUGCCAAAUUCCGGAGGGUGCCACGGAUUAUGAUAUGUGGGAGGAUUGCGCUGGCCAAAGAAGUUUUUGGCGAGACCUUGAAUGAGAGCAGGGACCCGGAUAGGACCCCCGACAGGUACACGUCCCGCUUUUACCUCAAGUUCAAGCACCUGGAGCGCUCUUUCGACAUGCUCUCGGAGUGUGGUUUCCAGAUGGUCGCGUGCAACUCGUCAGUGACGGCCUCGGUCGUCAACCAGCACACUGACGACAAGAUAUGGUCGAGUUACACUGAGUACGUCUUUUACCGUAAGUUUCCUUUCUAA